AUGCCACCGAAAAAAUCUAAUCUCAACAACGUGAGCAGCAGAGAGGCACGACGCAAACGUGUUGAAAGAGCUCAUCAGUUGCCAGAACAAGUCGAUACAAGAAAUACAGCUCAAAGAAUUAGGACAGCAGAAGGUCGUGCACAAGAAUCUCAAGAACAGUGUAGCGAACGUCUGCAACAGAAUAUUACGAAAACAAGAGCGGCACGAGAACGUAACAUAGCUACAGUACGAGCACAAGAACGAAAAAGGCAACGGAUCAGCCGCUCAUUAAUACGUACAUCAUUCGUUCGUCUUGCUUUUGAAUAUGCACCAGAUAUUAACUACUCUGCGCAUUCAACAAUUGCUAUCGGUGGAAUGGAUAAAGUAUUUCAAUAUUGUCAGGCGUUGAAAUUUCGAAAUGAAGCUGCCGGUAUGUGCUGCGCAGCAGGAAAAGUCGUGCUGUCACCUCUACCCGCUCCGCCAGAACCUUUAUUAUCCCUUCUUGCUGGGAAUUCAGAUGAUUCAAAAUUAUUUUUGCGUAAGAUACGCAAAUUUAAUUCUUGCUUCCAAAUGACGUCAUUUGGGGCAACUAAAAUUUGCGAUCUUGCAUCCGAUGGACGUAAUUUUGAAACUACAUUCAAAAUACAAGGCCAGGUGUACCACAAAAUUGGAUCAUUGAUGCCAAUGCUUGAUGAUAAUCCGAAAUUUCUUCAAAUUUAUUUUAUGGGCAAUUGUGAAGAGCGCGUAACUACUCGGUGCCAGUAUAAUUUCAUUGAACAAGCAGAGGAAAGAGCAAUUGUGAUAUUACUGGAAAAUUUUUUAGAAGAUCAGAAUCAACUACUUCAAUUAAUCAAAAGAGUUUCGCCACGAUUGCAAAAUGACAACUAUCAAAUCGUCAUAAAAGCCGAUAAAGUACCAUUAGGUAAACAUGCCGGUAGAUUCAACACUCCAACUGUUGAUGAGGUUGCUGUUAUCAUGGUUGGUCAUCCAGUUGACAAAAUAUCUAUAAAAAUUACACGGCGUGACAACACUAUCAGUACGAUUUCGGAUCUACACCGUUCAUAUGAUGCACUACAAUAUCUAUUGAUAUUUUGGCAAAGACAGGAUGAAUAUCACCUUAACAUCAAACAGUGUGAUCCUAAUACCGGUGAUUAUGGAAAUAAAAAAGUGAGCUCAAUGAACUACUACGCACACCGAAUAAUGAUUAGACUAAAUCAGGACAACUAUAUCCUUCGAUAUCGUCAGCUAUUCCAUCAAUACAUUGUUGAUAUGUAUGCUAAGGUUGAAAGCGAACGCUUGCGAUUCAUUCGAUUCAACCAGGCUAAAUUACGAUCGGAAGAAUAUAUUCACUUACGAGAUGCUGUUGCUGGAAACAUCGACGGAAAUUUAAAUCCUAAUGACAUCGGUAAUGCUUUCAUUUUACCUUCAAGCUACAUCGGCAGUCCACGGAACAUGCAGGAAUACAUGCAAGACGCGAUGACUUACGUACGUCAUUACGGCCGACCGGAUUUGUUUAUUACAUUUACAUGUAAUCCGAAUUGGGAAGAGAUACAAACUUUAUUAUUAUCAGGACAACAAGCAAUUCAUCGUCAUGAUAUAACUGCACGCGUGUUUAAACAAAAAUUGAAAUCCUUAAUUGAUUUUAUUGUUAAAUAUUCAAUUUUCGGUAUCACACGUUGUUGGCUGUAUACGAAUGAGUGGCAAACGCGAGGUUUGCCUCAUGUCCACAUUUUGAUUUGGAUUGAAGAUAAAAUCCGUCCAGAAGAAAUUGAUCAAAUAAUUUCAGCUGAAAUUCCAGACCCAUUAAUUGAUCCAGAAUUAUUUGAUGUUGUCACUAAACACAUGAUCCAUGGGCCAUGCAGUGCUUUUAACAUCACGUCACCAUGCAUGGAAAAUGGAAAAUGUAAGAAAAAUUUCCCAAAGCCGCAUACGAAUGACACUAUCAUGGAUAUUGAUGGUUAUCCUAUAUAUCCCCGCAGAAAUACUAAGAAUGGUGGCCACACAUUUACAAUGCGACUGCCGAAUUAUCCAAAUCAAGCAGAAUUUGAUAAUCAGUGGGUGGUACCAUAUUCACCAUUACUUUCAAAAACUUAUAAAGCUCAUAUCAACGUUGAGCUUUGCAGUUCUGUAAAAUCAAUUAAGUACAUUUGUGAAUAUGUAAACAAAGGCAGUGAUUUGGCCAUAUUUGAAGUACAAAAUACAAAUAAAAAUGACGAAAUAGCACGAUACCAAAUGGGUAGAUACAUUAGCAGCAACGAAGCUAUUUGGCAUAUUCUCAGCUUUCCCAUACACGAAAGAGAUCCUUCUGUCCAGCAUCUAGCAAUACAUCUUGAAAACGGUCAACGUGUAUACUUCACUGAAGAAGAUCUUCUCCAAAGAGCGUUCGAGGCCCCAAAAACGACACUAACUAAAUUUUUUACAUUGUGUCAAAGAUUUGAUAUUUUUGGCCGAUUCGCAAAGACAUUGCUAUAUGGUGAUGUUCCGCGUUAUUUCACAUGGAGCAAAUCCAGUAAAAAAUGGGAACCACGAAAACAAGGAAAACGACAUCCUUCCAUUCCAGGUAUAUUCAAAGCUAAGACAUUGGGGCGACUUUACACAGUACAUCCAAAGCAACGUGAGUGCUUCUAUUUACGUUUGUUAUUGGUGAAUGUGCCUGGACCAACGUCUUUUGAAUUUCUGCGAACAGUUAAUGGUCGAGUUUUCAAUACAAACCAAGAUGCAUGUCGUGAACUGCAAUUGCUAGAAGACGAUAACCAUUGGGACUUAGCGCUUGCUGAUGCUGCGUUGACAUCAAUGCCCAAUAACGUUCGUCAGCUGUUUGCAAUUAUUUUGACGACGUGUUAUCCAUCGCAAGCACAAACUUUGUGGAAAAAAUAUAAAAAUUGCAUGACAGAAGACAUAUUGCACCGAAUUAGACAAACAGAUCAAUGCCAAAACAUAGAUUAUACGCCAGAGAUGUAUAAUGAAGCAUUGUGUUCUAAUUUCAAAUUUACCACUUAA
Messenger RNA from Cotesia glomerata, 2979 nucleotides. RefSeq lists its product as uncharacterized. The record is from RefSeq and is a predicted model, not a curated record. The transcript has 2 exons. Bases 1 to 2979 code for a protein of 992 amino acids. NCBI's taxonomy places the organism in Eukaryota, Metazoa, Arthropoda, Insecta, Hymenoptera, Braconidae.